Messenger RNA from Ceratitis capitata (Mediterranean fruit fly), 2057 nucleotides. RefSeq names its product cyclin-K. Gene Ontology annotation, cellular component: cyclin/CDK positive transcription elongation factor complex; nucleus. The transcript has 2 exons. Bases 333 to 1676 code for a protein of 447 amino acids. The record is from RefSeq and is a predicted model, not a curated record. Gene Ontology annotation, biological process: positive regulation of DNA-templated transcription, elongation; regulation of transcription by RNA polymerase II. Lineage: Eukaryota; Metazoa; Arthropoda; Insecta; Diptera; Tephritidae. Gene Ontology annotation, molecular function: cyclin-dependent protein serine/threonine kinase activator activity.
AAUCUUGACUUCAGUAGGAAAGUGCAGUAGAAAUACAUUUAAUUUCUUAGCGACAUAAAUAUCAUAUAUCUUGUUUAUUAAGCGUUACGUCUUAAAUUUUUAUUUGAUUUACAAUUUUCGUAACAAAAUCUUCUAAGUCACUUCUUUAAGAACGUAUGCAGUUACGACUCUGUGUUUACAACGUCAUCGUAUCGAAUGACAUUUCGUACCAAAACAGAUUACUGUCACUUUUGUGAACACUUUGCUAUAUUUUGGAAAGCCGAAAUUUGGCCGAAAAGUGUUAAUUUUAGAUAACUCAUUAAAGAAAUAAUUUAUAUGCAUAUUUGAACAAAAUGCCUUGCUGGUAUUAUGAUAAAAAGGAGUUACGUGAUACACCCUCCAUAUUGGACGGCAUAUCAUUUGAGACGGAACGUCGUUAUCGCAAAGAGGGCGCACGCUUCAUUAUGAAUUGUGGCACUCAAAUGGGUUUAGGUCACAAUACAAUGGCUACUGGUGUAGUGUAUUUUCAUCGUUUUUAUAUGUUUCAUUCAUUUAAAAGUUUUCCACGGUAUGUCACCGCUUGCUGUUGCCUUUUUCUCGCCGGCAAAGUUGAAGAAACACCAAAGAAAUGCCGGGACAUUAUAAAAAUAGCAAGGACCUUAUUAUCGGAUAAUUAUUUUUAUUCGUUUGGUGAGGACCCUAAAGAGGAGGUCAUGACUUUAGAACGCAUUCUGCUGCAAACAAUAAAAUUUGACUUACAAGUGGAACAUCCUUACACAUUUCUACUAAAGUAUGCCAAAUGUUUUCGUGGCGAUCAAGUUAAAUUACAAAAAAUGGUACAAAUGGCUUGGAAUUUCGUAAAUGAUUCAUUAAGCACAGUUGUUUGCCUACAAUGGGAACCAGAGAUUAUCGCCGUCGCACUUAUACACCUUGCUAGUAAACUAAGUAAAUUUACUGUCGCAGAUUGGGUUGGACGUCAACCGAGUCAUAAUCGUUGGUGGGACAUGUUUGUGUCAGAUGUAACAAUGGAAAUACUAGAGGAUAUAUGUCAUCAAGUUCUGGACCUAUAUCAACCCAAUCAAAAGGAAACACCGGAAUCUAGCAGCCCACCCCAAAAACCACCAAGUCGUGCAGAUAGUCCUACGCCAACAAAACCAAUCAUAGCAACUGCCAGUAGUGGUUCACCGGCGGGUAAAAUAAAGCCGCCACCGUCUACAACUUUCAAUACCACAACCGCCCAAACGGCCAUACCAGCUGUAGGUGAAGUUAGCAAUAUACAGACUAUUAAAUCACUAGCCAAUCCUGUACCAAUAGCGCCAACUACAGCUGAACCAGCAGCUAUACCAACUGUCGGCAUGGCUUCAACCUAUCACAAUAUGUAUCCGCCAACAGCAUCAGUAACUGCACAUCCUAUGCAUUCACUUUACAAUUCAGCUACUCCAGCGCCACCACAACCACCGGGGCAUAAUUACGGUGGCCCAGCUGGACCUGGAGGCGUUGUACCACCGCCGAUGCCGCCAUCAAUGGGACCUUAUGGUAUGGCGUCUGCUUCAUCUUGGGGCGCUCCAUCAUUAAAUGCAAACUCACAUUAUCCCUCUAAUGUGCCACCAAUGCCACCAGGAACAAGUGGUAGUGGUAGCUCUUCACAACAUGGCUACCAAGGUUCAUCGCAAUAUUCUCGACGUAAUUACAUGUGAAAAAAAUUGAAAAAUUUCAAUGAUGAACAUAAAAAUAAGAUAGAUUAAAAUAUUAAUAAAUUUCGCCAAAGCAUUUGAGUCUUUAAUUGCCUUAAAAAACGUUUAGCAGUUUUCAAGUAAAACUUUUUUAUAACUUGAGGAAUUUAAUAUUCUGGCUACGUGGCAGCUCCAAGUGCAUAUGUCAGUAGCAAAACACAAAAUCGAAAUCAGCUGCCAGUUCUUCAGUUGAAUGUUGAUUCAGUAAAUAAAAUUAUUGUUUUAAGAUCAAUAUAAAAAGUGUUUUAUUACUAAAAGUUAAACGAGCAAUGAUAUAAACUGCAUUAUCAAUAAAUAACAUUGAAGAAUUCGGGAUCAGAAUAUAUAUAUAAACAAACCCAAAAA